Molecule: messenger RNA, 2257 nt
Organism: Saprolegnia diclina VS20
Lineage: Eukaryota; Oomycota; Saprolegniomycetes; Saprolegniales; Saprolegniaceae
Exons: 3
Coding region: 20-2221 (733 amino acids)
Cellular component (GO): cytoplasm
Molecular function (GO): glutamate-5-semialdehyde dehydrogenase (NADP+) activity; ATP binding; glutamate 5-kinase activity
Source: RefSeq, a predicted model, not a curated record
ACGGGCUCAGCACAAUAAGAUGGCCCAGUCGUCGUCGUCGGCGCCCCGGAACCUCUCGCGGCAGGACUUCAAGCACGCCAAGCGCAUCGUCAUCAAGAUGGGCACGAGCGUCGUGUCAUCGAACGGCGAAGCGGCGCUGGGCCGCGUGGCGUCGAUCGUCGAGCAAAUCUCAAUGCUCAAGCGGCAAGGCAAGGAGGUGCUGCUCGUGACCUCGGGCUCGAUCGGCGUCGGGCGCAAGAAGCUGCAGAAACAAAUCCUUCUCUCGUCAUCGCUGCGCAUGCACGUGCAAGGCGACAGCAACAUGAACCGCAUGCUGGAGAAGAAGAAGGGCGCAAUGGCGGCCGCGGGCCAAGUCGGCCUCAUGUCGCUCUACGAGACGCUCUUUUCGCUCUACGACGUGGCCUGUUCGCAGGUGCUCGUGACCGAGUCGGACUUCAAGACGAAGGAGCACCGCGCCAACAUUCGCGACACGCUGCUCCAUUUGCUGGACCUCGACGUGAUCCCGAUCGUCAACGAGAACGACGCGGUGAGCGCCGGCGUCUAUCGCGAAGGCCAGUCGGUGUUUACCGACAAUGACUCACUCGCCGCGCUUGUCGCAAGCGAGAUCCAAGCCAACUUGCUCAUUCUGCUCACGGACGUCGACGGUCUCUACGACAAGCCGCCGAGCGAGCCAAACGCCAAGGUCAUUUCGAUUUUUGCGCCCGAGCAACCCGGUCAAUUUGUCAUUGGUGAAAAAUCAUCGGUCGGCCGCGGUGGCAUGGGCGCCAAGAUCCAAUCGGCCCAGGGCGCGGUCGACAGUGGCGUCAACGCCGUCGUGAUUGCAAGCGGCUUCAAGUAUGGCGUGCUGGACGCGAUCAUGAAAGGCGCGAACCUCGGGACGCUCUUUGUGCCGUACCCGGAGCUUCUCCUCGAGCACAAGGCGUCGGCCGAGGACUUGGCGAUUGCGGCGCGCGAAGGGAGUCGCGCGCUUCAAGCGCUCUCGUCGUCGGACCGCGCUCAGAUUCUGCGGCGCAUUGCCGCGUCGCUCCUAGAACACGCCGAUGCGAUUUUGCAAGCCAACCAACUCGACUUGAACGACGCCAACAAUGUGGACGUGGCCUUGCGCGCGCGUCUCAAGCUCACUAAGCCGAAGCUCGAAACCCUCGCCAAGGGCAUUUGCGCGAUUGCCGACCAGCCCGAGCCCGUUGGCCGCGUGCUCUCGACCAUGGAGAUUGCCCACGGCUUGGUGCUCGAGCAGCUCACGUGCCCCAUUGGCGUGCUUUUGAUUGUGUUUGAGUCGCGCCCCGACUCGCUGCCGCAGAUUGCAGCGCUAGCGCUCCGCAGCGGCAACGGCCUGCUGCUCAAGGGCGGCAAGGAGGCCAGUCGCAGCAACCACAUGUUGCACGCGCUCAUUUGCGACGCGAUCGAGUCGGAAACCAAGGGCCGCGUGCCCCGGGGCGUGCUCGGGCUCGUUGCGACGCGCGACGACGUCUCGGAGCUUUUGCAGCUGGACCACGUGAUUGAUUUGUGCAUUCCGCGCGGCUCGAACGCGCUCGUGACGUUUAUCAAGAAGCACACGCGGAUCCCGGUGCUCGGCCAUGCCGAGGGCGUCUGCCACAUGUACAUUGCGGCCGGCGCCAGCAUGGACAAGGCGCGCGCGCUCGUGCUCGACGCCAAGACGGACUACCCGGCCGCCUGCAACGCGCUCGAGACGCUGCUUGUUGAUGUAUCGCACGUCGAGUCGGGCGCAGUGCACCACCUCGUCGAGGCGCUCCACGAUGCCGGCGUCAAGGUGAAUCUGGGCCCGGACGCGGUCCGACGCAACUUGGUGCCGGGCGCCGAGCCCGCGCCGUCGCUCUCGCACGAGUAUGGCAGCUUGGCGCUGACGCUCGAAGUCAUUUCGACCGGCGUCGACGGCGCAAUUGCGCACAUCAAUGCGCACUCGAGCGGCCACACGGACACCAUUGUGACGGACGACGUGGCCGAAGCCGAACGGUUCCUCAACGGCGUCGACAGCGCGUGCGUGUUUCACAAUGCGAGCAACCGGUUUGCCGACGGCUUUCGGUUUGGGCUUGGCGCCGAGGUUGGCAUUUCGACCGGGCGCAUUCACGCCCGCGGCCCCGUCGGCGUCGAAGGCCUCUUGACGACCAAGUGGAAGCUCCGGUCCCAGUCGGUCCACACGGUCACUGCGUUUGCAAAUGGCCACGCAACGUAUACGCACAAGCGUCUAAGCAAGUUGUAGACUGAAAGUAAAGAGCCAGUUUUGUACAUUUUCGCA